Molecule: messenger RNA, 1191 nt
Organism: Lolium perenne
Lineage: Eukaryota; Viridiplantae; Streptophyta; Magnoliopsida; Poales; Poaceae
Source: RefSeq, a predicted model, not a curated record
AUGGCGCGCGGCGAUUCCAACUCCGGCGAGCUCUCCGCGCGCGCGUUCUCGAUCCAGGGCUGCGUCGGGAUGCUCCAUCAGAACAAGCGCGUCGCUCGGGAGGAAGGCCUCAAGGAUCUCAUCGAGGCGCUCGAGGGCUUCGCGUGCGCCGACGACCACCGCUACGAGCGGGCCGUGGACCGCUGCUUCUACUUCCUCCACAGCGGGCCCGCCAAGGAGCGCAAGGACGCCUACCGCGCCAUCGGCCUCUACGCGCUCACCGUCGGGCCCAAGGCCGAGCAGACGCUCCUCCUCGACAGGCUCUUCGACCUCGACCGCCUCGCGGGGAUGCUCCCCUCCUCGCCCUCGGACGCGGCGAGAGCCGUCGCCGCGAUCGACUGCCUCGCCGCCACCACCCUCGCCUGCGCCAAACUGUCCUGGGAGGCCAAGCGGACCCUCAAGGCCACAUGGGAGGUGAUCCAGCAGCCCGCGGCCGCCGCCAUCCCGGAGGUCCUGGCCGCCGCCGUGUCCGCGUGGACCGUGACCCUCCCCGCCGCGCUCUUCAUCGAGGACGACAUGACCCCGUUCGUCCUCAUCGCCAACCUCCUCAGGGCCAGCGACGCCGACCUCCGGAUGGCGGGGGGCCACGCGCUGGCCGUGUGCAUCGAGCUCGACAUCCUGCCUCGUCAACCCAACAUCCCCUGGCAGUACUACCACUACCGCAACUACAAGCUACCGGAGCCUGAACCCGACGAGAGGCCGGCGCUCGAGAGCAGGGUCGCCGAGCUCGCCUUCGGGGUGAACCCCGCGCGCACGAAGAAGGCGCACGACUGGGAGACCGUCCUGUUCCGCCAGAUCGACGACUUCCUCAAGAAGAACGAGCAGCAGCGCGAGGGCUUGCUCACCAAGAAGAAGCAGCGCCCGGAGGAAUCGAUUCUCCAUGCUGGCUGCGUCAUCAAGGUCUCCAACUGGGGGAAGCAGGUCCAGCUCAAAUUCCUCAAGCACUACAUCGCCCAGGGCUUCGACCAUCACGUCCGCCUCAACCUGCCACUCUUCCGGGACUCCUUGGGGCUCACCAGGGCUGCCGGCCGCGGCGCCCACAGAGAGGACCUGCCGCUGCCGGCCCAUGAGGAGAAGCAGCUCAGGAAGGACCGCAAGAGCAAGGCCCUGAAGAGGGAUCUACGGGACAAGAUGCAACACUAUGACGACUAA